This is a messenger RNA of Paramecium octaurelia, 1005 nucleotides long. The record is from the annotation of a GenBank genome assembly. NCBI's taxonomy places the organism in Eukaryota, Ciliophora, Oligohymenophorea, Peniculida, Parameciidae.
AUGAAACCUCAAAAAAGUAUUAUAAAAGAACUCAAAACUUAUGAACACAAUCUUUUUAAAUAAAACAAAGAACACAAAAAGCUUAACAUAAAUGACUUUCCCAAUCUCUCUAGGAAGCCAAUUGAAUGGACAGAUUGCGAUUAAUUUAUUAAGCUCAGAUUAUUCAAAUGUGAUAAAAGAUUAGCAAUUAAAUUAUGCUAGCAGUACAAAAUUCAUAGAUCAGAUUAACAAUUUUUUGAUACCAUAUAAAAUGUCAAUAUUGAAAAUGAAGAAUAUAAGAAAAUUAAAAAUGUUACUACUUUAUGUUAUUAAUUAGAGCACAUCAUUUUUAUUGAGGCAUAUCAGAUAAAAUCAAUUAAACAAGUAAAAACAUAGACUUGAAUUCUAAGAAUCGUAGUUUGACAGUAAGAUGUCUUCAAUUCUAGACCACUCCUUUUCAAAAUUCUAAAAAUCUCUAGAUAAACAUAUUGAAACUGAUAAUACAUUUUAGCAUACAUAUAAUUUAAAACAAUUAACAAAAGACUAAUUGUUGAAAAAAUUAUAAUCAUUGUAACAUUAUUCUAUUUGAUAUUAGAAAUCAAACUCUCAAACAAAACGCAUUGACUGAGAAUGUGUAAUCAAAUGAAUCCAUUCAAAAAGUCAGUUUGCCUGUAACAUUUACAUCUGUAAACUAUUGAUUUUAUUAACAAGAUACAUCGAUCAUAAACAGAGAGGAAGUAUUCAAAAGGAUAUACUCCAUCAUCAGGUUUAUAAACUUAAAGAGAGACAAAAGCCAAUUUUACAAAGACCUUGUAAAGAUGGCAAUAAAAUUCAAAAAGCCACAGAUCCCUUUAACAAAGUAAAAAAAUAAGAGAAGAUGAGAUAAAAUUAAAGCCUUCAUUCUCAAAAGAUUUGCAUAGUUUAAAAAAUAUCGGUACUUUUACAGAAAUUGGAUAAGCUAAAAAUAAAAGCAAAAGACACAUGACAAAUUAUAGUAUAAUUAAACAUAUUAGCGGUUUUGGGUGA